AUGACAAUUCCAAAUAAAGUUGUUUUGUUCUAUUUGGGAUUAUUUAAUUACAAAUGUUUGGGAGAUCUGCAGAUAGACAAGGUUUAUGCAACAACUGGAGCUGCAGUUACCUUAGAUUGUUCAAAAGUAGCAGUGAAUGGAAGCAGAUGGUCGCGACAGCCAAAUCGGGAUCAUAAUACAUCUUACAUAUUAUACACAGAUGGAACUACUAUCAAUCCACAUAUCAGAAACAAGGAGCGCAUUCGGAUCAUUUACGAUCAAAGAAGAGGAAUAUAUCAGUUAAAAAUAUUAAAAGUUUCAGAAACUGACGAAGGAAAAUACAGCUGCAGUUAUCUACUUGGUACAGUUGUUCAUGAAUAUUAUGUUUCAUUGAAAAUAACAAGACCUCCUUCCAAUCUAAAAUUUUUGAACAACAACAGAGGUUUUAUUGCUGGAACGGAAGGACAUAACGUUACAAUAAGCUGCUUAGUUGACAGCGGCGUUCCACCAGAAACAUUAUAUCUUCAAUCAACCAACGGAUUAGCUAAAGAAGGGAGUCAUGGACACAUCAAUCAUUCGUUAGUUCUAAAUAGGCCAAUGAAUGGUACCAGUUUCACUUGCGAAGCAAAAAGCGAUCAACUGGUUGUUCCACUGGUUUCACAAAUUCAACUACUUAUCAAAUAUAAACCAACUGUACAUAUCGAAGAGGGUUCACGGCUAAUUGUUAAAGAAGGAGAUAAUUUAGUUUUGACAUGUAAUUUUUCUUGUUAUCCUGAUCUACGCAGCCUAGAAUGGAAACAUAUGAGUUAUAUAGUGGAUGAAAUGAAUACCAAAUACGGAAGUACAAGAAGGUUAGAGAUAUCCCAAGUGAGGACAACCCACUCUGGUGCAUUUAUUUGUAAAGUAACAAAUGAGAUCCACCAGUAG
Molecule: messenger RNA, 906 nt
Organism: Mytilus trossulus (common blue mussel)
Lineage: Eukaryota; Metazoa; Mollusca; Bivalvia; Mytilida; Mytilidae
Product: cell adhesion molecule 4-like
Exons: 6
Coding region: 1-906 (301 amino acids)
Source: RefSeq, a predicted model, not a curated record